AUGCCCAAAACAGCAUUGCAUAGGCUAAGGCAACAAGGCAGGUUGAGAACACACACAAGCACAAAUCAUCCAGCAUUGACAGAGAAACACAAAGUGGCAAGAAUUAAAUGGGUUUUAAGUCUAAUAAAUCAUGUUCCAGCAAUUGGGGACCCAACAUUUACUGAUAUGCAGCAAUGGAUACAUUUAGAUGAGAAAUGGUUCUACAUCAAUCCAGAAACAAGAACCUUCUACCUACUUCCAACAGAAGAUGAUCCUUACAGGGCUCAACAAUCAAGGAGGUUCAAAAUCAAAGCAAUGUUUAUGGGAAUGAUAGGUAAACCAUUGUUUGAUGCUGAAAACAACAUGAUACAUGAUGGAAAAUAUGGCCCUUUUCCUUUUGUAAAGUAUGAAAGAGCCAAAAAGAAAAGCAAGAACAGAGAUGCAGGGACUCUAGAGACAAAGUUACCAAAGGACAUAAUCAUCCAAUGGGAUAAUGCUAGGCCUCAUCAGGUACCAAAGGAUGAAGGAUUUCAAGCAGCUUGUCAUGCAUAUGGAUUCAACAUUCAAUUCAUAUUCCAACCAGCUCAGUCACAAGAAACAAAUGUUUUAGAUUUAGGGAAUCCAGAUGACUUAAUCAAGGAAGUGGCAAGAGCAUUUCAAGAAUUUGAUCCUACACUAAACAAGUACACAUGGAUCACACUUCAAUCCUGCCUUAUUAAGAUUCUGGAAAAGCAAGGGGGUAAUAACUUCUCUCCCCCACACAUGAAGAAGAGAAGCUUGGACAGCCAAGGACUACUACCUCAACUACUUGAAGUAGACAGGGAGCUAAUAGGUCAAGUUGUCCAUUUUUUGGACAUAGUCACAAUUACAGGAGAUGAUGAAGGGCACAUGGAAGUAGAUGCAGACUGA
Molecule: messenger RNA, 888 nt
Organism: Chenopodium quinoa (quinoa)
Lineage: Eukaryota; Viridiplantae; Streptophyta; Magnoliopsida; Caryophyllales; Amaranthaceae
Exons: 3
Coding region: 1-888 (295 amino acids)
Molecular function (GO): nucleic acid binding
Source: RefSeq, a predicted model, not a curated record